AUGUCCCCAUCCGCCACUGAGAUAACCACGACGGUCGUUGACAAUAUCGAAGGGACACUGAAGCCCUCGAAGCAUGAGGAGAAUGGAAGGGGCCAUGAACAGCUAGCUGGGCCUGAUGUGCUCCCAAAGCUAGAGGUCAACCACCGCGAGCCACUCAACCUCGGCGGUGCUCUCGACCAGUUCAAGUCAUUCGAUGUGACCCCGGUCAUCGGCCGAGAGUUCAUCGACGUCGAUCUUGCCGAAUGGCUUCGCGCCCCAAAUUCUGAUGAGCUUAUUAGAGACUUGGGAACCACCAUCUCACAGAGAGGUGUUGUCUUCUUCCGCAAACAGGACAACAUCACUGAUGAUCUCCAGAAGGAGCUCGUACAGCGUCUAGGAGAAUUGACAGGGAAGCCGUCCACCUCCAAGCUGCACAUUCACCCGGUCCACAACGCUUCCAGGGAGCACGGUGGCACAGAUAAUGAGAUUAGCGUCAUUUCUUCUGAGCAGGGCAAAAAGUUCAACUCUGCUCGCUACAAGUCGAUUAGCCAGAACAACCGCCAGUCCGCAAAGGGUCUCUGGCACUCUGACAUUACAUUUGAGAAGAUUCCUAGCGACUAUGCCCUGCUGAGACUUACUCAAUUGCCAAAGACUGGCGGAGAUACACUUUGGGCUUCAGGCUAUGAGCUCUACGACCGCAUCUCGCCAACGCUCAGGAGUUUCCUCGACACCCUCACGGCCUACUACGCCCAGCCGGAUUUCAAUGCAAUGGCAGAGAAGAACAAUUUUAAAAUCUUCGCUUCUGCACGUGGAGCUCCCGAGAACAUCGGAGAAGUCCUCGAGGCAACCCACCCCGUUGUGCGCACCAACCCGGUGACUGGCUGGAAGUCAGUGUACGCCGUGGGCCACCACGUCAAGCACAUCCAUGGUCUCUCUGAAGACGAGUCGAAGUACUUCUUGGACUGGUUCGUCCGCCUGAUUGUCGAGAAUCACGACCUGCAGGUCCGCCACCGAUGGGCCAACGUCAAUGACCUUGCGAUCUGGGAUAAUCGCAGUGUUUAUCACUCUGCCACGCCGGAUUACAUCGGCGAAGCAGACUUGGGGGAGAGGAAGGGGUCUCGGGCUGUUAGCCUGGGAGAGAAGCCUUACUUUGACCCGGAAAGCACAAGCAGACGCGAAGCCACCAGGGUCACUUGA
Molecule: messenger RNA, 1176 nt
Organism: Diaporthe batatas
Lineage: Eukaryota; Fungi; Ascomycota; Sordariomycetes; Diaporthales; Diaporthaceae
Exons: 3
Coding region: 1-1176 (391 amino acids)
Cellular component (GO): cytoplasm
Molecular function (GO): 2-oxoglutarate-dependent dioxygenase activity
Source: RefSeq, a predicted model, not a curated record